UUCAUUCAAUCGAGUUCAUGCGAGCGUUGCGUUCGCAGCCGCCUCGUUGCGUUGCGUUGCGUUGAGUCACCCGAGCCGUUCGACGCCGGGAGCUGCGUGGGGCGCGUUUUAACGGCUCGGAAAUUAAGAGAGAUCGCAAUCUAAAGGAAGAACGCGGCUCACAAGACGUCAGUGGCAGCUCCGGCUCUGGCAACUUUUUCUUUUUUUUUUCUCGCCCCUCUUUUUUUCUUUUUUGGAAUGUAGAGCAUCUGUUUCGUGUUGUCGCUUCAACAGCUUCUGCGUGUGUUUCCGUCUGACCUGCAUUUCACACUGCCAGGAUGGCGGCCCGCGCAGCCCGCUAAAGAAAACGCAGCUUCAAAGUGGAUUUUCUUGCUCAGCCUCGCGGAUGACAAAGUAUCCGAGCCAGGACCGGCCGGACGGCGCUGGGCUUUUCCCGACAAAUGCACCUUAUGCAAUGCUUGAGGCUUGAGCACCUCCGACAGUCUUCUCGCGUCGAGCGAGCUGCGCAGUCACUCGUCGCUUUGAUUUGCGAGGGAUACAAAACACCAUGAGCGCAUCGGUCCUCUUUUCUCGGCGUGGAUGUUUGUUUUGUGGCGGACGCCCUCUUUUUGCAAGGAAGCACGCGAACACCAUACAGGAGAGCCUGAGCCAAGAUUCCGACCCGGAACCUCUCGACUGUUAGGCAGACGUGCUAACCACUAACCCACCGUGAGAGAACGUGAACGAUUUGGCCUUUGUUCGGCCGCUGGCGCGCCCUCGUUUUGUGUGUCGGCGCACUCAGAUGAGGUCAGCACGGGUGAGAAUCCAGAAAGGGCCUGGAUGGGAAAGAGCGUGACUAUGGACAACCUUUCGGACUUCGGAGGCCCCUGUCCUUCCAGCCGCAGAGACUGGGAUUCCAGCAGCUGCAUGGAUGAUUUGAUGGACGAAGAUGAGAAAGACAGGGCAAAAAGGGCAUCGCGGAACAAAUCAGAAAAGAAAAGAAGAGACCAGUUCAAUGUGCUCAUCAAAGAGCUCUGCACCAUGCUGCAGGGCCAAGGCCAUCCUCGCAAGAUGGACAAGUCCACCAUACUACAAAAAACGAUUGACUUCUUACAGAAACAAAAAGACAUCAGUGCGCAGAACGAAACGUGUGACGUGAGACAAGACUGGAAGCCUUCGUUCCUCAGCAACGAGGAGUUCACCCAGCUCAUGCUCGAGGCACUAGAUGGUUUCUUAGUAGUGUUAACUACAGAUGGAAACAUCAUCUACGUGUCGGACAGUGUGUCUUCACUUAUUGGACAUUUGCCGUCAGAUAUGGUGGAGCAAAACAUCUUAAAUUUCCUCCCGGAGCGGGAACACGGAGAGGUGUAUAAGCUGCUAUCAUCUCAUAUGCUGAUGACUGACCCCGUUGCUGCUGACCUCCUGGCCCGUGAGGCACAUGUGGAAUUUUGCUGUCACCUCGCCAGAGCAAACAUCCACCCAAAAGAGCCGCCAGUGUAUGAGUAUGUCAAGUUUGUCGGAGAUUUCAAGUUUCACAACAAUGUGCCUACAUCCUCUUGUAAUGGGGUUGAAUUGACGUUACCGAGAAGUCUGCAGUCGUCACUGGAGGAGCAGGUCUGCCUCAUUGCUACUGUACGAUUAGUCACGCCGCAGUUUCUAAAGGAUUUGUGUAAUGUGGAUGAUCCUUGUGAUGAAUUCACAUCUAGGCACAGCCUCGAAUGGAAGUUUCUGUUUUUAGAUCACAGAGCUUCUCCAAUCAUAGGAUAUUUACCCUUCGAAGUGCUUGGAACAUCUGGCUAUGAUUACUAUCACGUGGACGACUUGGAACUUAUAGCUCAAUGUCAUAAGCAGUUAAUGCAGUUUGGAAAGGGUAAAUCCUGCUAUUAUCGCUUUCUGACGAAGGGUCAGCAAUGGAUUUGGUUGCGGACGCACUACUACAUUACUUAUCACCAGUGGAACUCCAAACCCGAGUUCAUCGUGUGUACUCACACUGUUGUCAGUUAUGCUGAAGUACGAGCUGAAAGGAGGCGAGCAUUUGGCCUUGAGGAGCAGUCUCCUCCUGAGAUCGCUCCCUCGUCUGUAAAGGCCCAAGAGCUGUACUUGGACAUGUGCUCCACAAUGGACCCGCCACGGGACAGAAACACCGGCGCACGUUCGGUAUCCUCCCACAGCUCUCGGAAGUCCUCCCACACGGCCUUGUCAGACUCCGCAUCGGCAAACUCGUACACAGAGACGUGCGCGCCGUCGUGGCAGUCGGCUUCUAUGGGGACCGAGAGGACGCCUGCCAGACUCCAAGUUGGGAGCUCAAAGAAUUCGAUCCAAAGACAAAAUUCCUUUGACCCGGUGCCCCAAAUGAGCCUCCCCCUUUCUCCUCCAUGCAGCAAGAACACAGCGAUGCAACAGCAAACGCAGCAGCAGUCGUCCAUGUUUGAGCUGCAGCAGCCUCAGAUGGGAGUCGUGAACCAGCUGAAGGAGCAACUGGAGGAGAGGACGCGCAUCCUGCAGGCCGACAUAAAGACGCAGCAGCAGGAGCUGCACGACAUCAAGGAGAAGCUUCACCUCGCUAAUCUGCAGAUGUUGCUACAACAGCCUGUCCGCAAAGAAUUUGGCCAGCAGCCACAGCAGCAGGGCCCGGGCAGGCCGGCCUCACAGAGCCAAUCGGGGGUCAUCAGGCAGCUCUCAGGCCACCCGAAACCAACCUCCUGUGGGGCCCACAGCUCGUCCCCUCACUCGCUGCUGAGAGAGAACAGCUCCCCCUCGACACAGGGACCACAGAGGAUCUCUCGGGGUGGCCAGGUGCAGUCAGUGAGUUUGCCUGUGCAGACCAACACGAGUCUGACCAUGCCCUUCUACAGCAACCCCAUGAUGUUCUCUCAGACCAACACGAGGCCUCUACAUGACACAAACCAAAGACACACGGACAACGACCUUAGCCAAGACGGACAACUACGGAUGCUCCUGAACCAGCAAAUGCAGACACUGGUCCCCACGAGCAGUGGGUCCACGCAGGCCUCCCAGCAGUGCAACAUGGGCAUUCCCCAGACCAUAUACACGCUGGAGCAGCAGAUCAUCGCACCCUCGUUCCCCAUGCAACAGGUCAACUGCAACGCCGUGCUCGUGCCCUCUCAGGUGUUCACGUCGCCCAUCAUGAUCCCACACAACAGCUUCAUCCCCCACCAGUCGCAGCAAAGCUACCAGGCUCAGCCUCCGGCCUCCCAGCACUCCCUGCAGCUGCAACAGCCGCAGCAGUUCUUUCAGAUGACUCAAGGACUUGUGCACAGCGGAUCGACUCCAACAUUCUUACACACCGCCAACAUCCCGCAGCAAGGCACUGUGGGAUACAUCCAGCAGCAGCAGCAGCAGCCGGCGCCGCAAACACAACAGCAACAACCGCAACAAAGACAAUACCAACAUUCCCAAAACCAGACUGCCAAUGUUUCAGACUUUAGGAAUAUGCUAACACGGUAGCGCUGUGGAACGUGCAAGAGCGCCGAGCGCGGCGGCAGGUCGUUGCCGUUGGGAGUCAAACUCGGCACGGAGGUGGGGAACACCGGCCACGGCGGCCUGAACAUUUGAUGUGAAGCCGCUCGCCCCACGGGGAAGCGCCGGAAUAAAACGGUGACGGGACGCGGACCUGAGGAAUGUGAUGAUGAGAGGCGGGGCCUUUCUUCACCAGCCUGCGACACGCUCAGUUGUCAUUGCAACAAGUGGAUUUAUCACCGCUGUCACGAGGACGCCACUUUCAUUUCGCAAGUGGCUCUUUGCACUUUUGGCGCCACGCCCCACCCAGAGUAGGAUACAGUAUUUAUUUUUGCCUAUACAUUUAAUAUUAAAUGUUCCCUCUAACCAGUGGCUUCCCAGUGAGAUUAUUUUCCCGACAACCCCCUUCAGCGAAAUCCAGAGCGUCACUUUUAAUAUUCCAUUUCGAUGAGUUGGAUGUCAAACCCCACCCAGUACAAACGUCCCUCUGGGAAAGAAGGGCUUCCUCAACAAGCCGUCUCUGGACGAGACACCCCUGAAGACCCCCCCUGCAGCGCCACUGCUCACUUCUUAAACAACCGAACGGAGGAGGGUGGCAUGUCGAAUGUGCCUUUUAACCAUGCUACGAGUACCAUGGUGCAGUUCCAAUGUUACGUCUCACUACGGCUUUAAAAAGAUCCUGCUCAGGUCCGUUUGGAAAACAAAGUUUAUUUUCAUUCAACGUAAUUUAUAUAUUUUCCCCCACAUUAGAUUGAAAAUAAUAUACAUUUAGAUUUCUAUUGGAGAUGCCUUUUGCAACCUGAACUUGCCCCCAACCAAUCAAUUAGAACAUUAGCAGCGAUGGCAUUCUCAUUAUUUUAUUACAUAAUUUAUUUGCUGAAUUUCAUUUAUUGUAAAACAACUGACACGGGAUAAAAGAAAGCAGUUUUAUAUGUUGAGAUUAUGAUUGACUUCACCACUGGUCUUAAAGUCUUACCCCCACUUUACUGCGUUGAAUCCCUUAAAAGCCGCAAACAUUAAGAGAUUAGCAGGCUGAUGUGUGGUGGAAAAACAUCUGCUUCUUCACUUUAAGUCGUUGUGACAUGGACGCUGCAACAUUAUGCGUCGAUUUGACUUUGAAGCCAAGCUCUGACAUUUCGCAAUUAUGGAAAAUAUGUUUUUCACUCCAAUCAAAUAGGAUAACAAACACUACAAAAGGUGUGCCUUUACAAAGAUAAUCAUGCUGUAUUACUUACUAUAGUUCAAUGAAGACUAAAUUAUUUAUAGAUCUGAAUAUGACUGUGAAUGGUUGUUUGUCUAUAAGCACCCUGCGAUUGGCUGCCGACCAUUCCAGGGUGUAACCCCGCAUCCCCCCCAAAAUCAGACGAGACCGAAUGAGGACGUUUGAAAAAUGGAUGGAUGGACAUUAAAUGUCGCGUACUUGUUUACCAAUGUGUGUGUGUGUGUAAACUGCUUAAGGGUUACAUAAGUGAUUGCAAAAUUCCAAUAAACUUCAAAGUUGGAACAUUUCAGGCUGAAUUCUUAUGGGAAUUUAACUGGAAAAUGUAAUGUAAAUGAAAAUGUAUUUUCAUACCAAUUUUAACGCGAUUAGGGAAUCUGUUUAUUUCAUAUCAAUGAUAAAGUAGGGCUAUUAUUUACAAUGAAGUAAAAGUUCCAUGAUUGAAGAUUUGCCAAGCUAAACUGCCCAUGAAAGGAAAUUUACUGACAAUUCCCAAACCCAAACAUUAAACAAUAGUGAAACAUCCUGUUCAAAGAAAACACUACACCCGAAAUAAAAAUAAGAUAUUUGUCAAGGCACAAUGUUUGCUACAACUCCUGUGUUUGGAUCUAAUUAUAUCGUGCAAGUGUAACUAAUUAGUCAUAAGUGGGGGGGGGGGGGGGGGGGGAGAAUGUACAAAAUAUAUGCAACAGGCUGGUGAGCGUACAUGCACCAUGUUGGCGCCUCAAAGUAUUUGAAGAAGCUGGAGAUAUGAAGAGCUGCUAAUGAGGUCAUUUCUUGUUGUAGGAAAUCCCGUCACGGCAGCACGCUCAAAUGCCUGUCGGUUUUUACUCCGAAGAUAAAUGAUUUCAAUUUGAGAACAACACAGACUCGAGAGUAAAGUUCGGAGUUUUUCUGCAGUGGUUGAGUGCCACAGAAGAAGAAAAAAAACAGGCCCAGUAGCUCCUCUUUGACCAUGUGCAAUGUCCAUUUGAGAAUGUUAAUUUAUGCUGUAUACAGGGUUACAAGGUUUCACUACAGAUGUGUAGCGAUAUGUAUAUUACGCCACUAACGGUACUGUGUGAAUUAUAUUUUUUAGUUCACCCGACAUUCCUUCGGGCAGAGAACACAAUUAGUCCAGUCACAAUGAUUGCAGCGCCAAUACUUCACCAGAUGAAUUGAAUCCAUCAAUUCUUAGGUUGUUGGUUGACCCAUCACUUUCUGGUUUAGAAGCCAAACAUUUAUUAAAAUAAUAAGAAUGACAUUUACUAUCAAGCUGUUGCUGAUCCAUGAUGAAGAAGCAGGCGAUGGCGAGUAAGAGUCGACGCAGUGCAGUUUUAAACCUCUUAACGAAUCUGCGUAAUGAAACAGAACCACCCUUGUCCACCUGAUGUGUGGAUGCAAACUUGUGAAAGCCUUGUUUUGGUUUAGUUCAUGUGGAAGUUCCAAAAACCACCACCCCACACUUUCAGCUUCAUGGACUUUUCCCAUGAAGUGUCAAUGUUUUUUUCCGUUUGUAUGUGAGACAAUGAAGGCCAGAAGCUGAGGAACACUAACCUGCUACACAGCCAUUGCUGCCGUUUCAGUGCAGAAAGCACAGUGAAUUUAUUGUAUAUUAGAAUGUACAAAAACACGAGAUAAUAUAGUUUAUUUUCUAUGUCUAAUAGAAUACAUAUGUAUGUUACAUGAUUUUAAAAUUAAAGUAAUUUUGUAACCGAUAAUGAAGUGUCUUAUUAGCGGCGGUGAGGCUUUGUUGUGUUGGUGUUGCACACUCGCUUGUAUGUAUUUUUCUCCCCCUGUAUUUACCAUUGAAAUAAGCUUUAAAAAUAUUGUUCAUAUUGUUUAAAAGAUAAUAAAUUAAGUUUACAGCCUAAAAUACCUUGAUAUUAAUUAUGCUAUACUGAAUUAUUUAUAAAUCAACCUGGUUAUUGUGAAAUAAAUAUUUUCAAACAUA
Messenger RNA from Phyllopteryx taeniolatus (common seadragon), 6611 nucleotides. RefSeq names its product neuronal PAS domain protein 2 (gene npas2). Gene Ontology annotation, cellular component: nucleus; CLOCK-BMAL transcription complex; cytoplasm. Bases 820 to 3447 code for a protein of 875 amino acids. The transcript is spliced from 24 exons. Gene Ontology annotation, molecular function: RNA polymerase II cis-regulatory region sequence-specific DNA binding; DNA-binding transcription factor activity, RNA polymerase II-specific; protein dimerization activity. Gene Ontology annotation, biological process: regulation of transcription by RNA polymerase II; circadian regulation of gene expression. The record is from RefSeq and is a predicted model, not a curated record. Lineage: Eukaryota; Metazoa; Chordata; Actinopteri; Syngnathiformes; Syngnathidae.